AUGGCCGGCACUCGUGUGACUUACAGACGCCGUAACGGCUACAACACCACCUCGAACCGGACCCGUAUCGUCAAGACCCCUGGUGGCGAGUCGCGCAUUCUUCACAUCAAGAAGCGAGGAACUGCCCCCAAGUGCGGUGACUGUGGCACCAAGCUGCCUGGCGUCCCCGCCCUGCGCCCCCGCGAGUACGCCCAGAUCUCCAAGCCCAAGAAGACCGUCCAGCGAGCAUACGGUGGCUCACGAUGCGGUAACUGCGUGCGCGACCGUAUCGUCCGUGCCUUCCUCAUCGAGGAGCAGAAGAUCGUCAAGAAGGUGCUCAAGGAGGCGGAGCAGGGUCCCAAGAAGAAGUAA
Molecule: messenger RNA, 351 nt
Organism: Diaporthe citri
Lineage: Eukaryota; Fungi; Ascomycota; Sordariomycetes; Diaporthales; Diaporthaceae
Exons: 3
Coding region: 1-351 (116 amino acids)
Biological process (GO): translation
Cellular component (GO): ribosome
Molecular function (GO): structural constituent of ribosome
Source: RefSeq, a predicted model, not a curated record